ACCCGGAAGAGAGAUUGUUUAGCAGCCAUGAAGAUGACGGGAGAAAACAGAGCUGAGGGCUCUGAAGUAACAAUGGAUGACGUGAAGAACCUUAUUAAAAAGAAAGAUGAAAUUGAAGAGCAGAUAAAGGCUUACCACGACGUUUUAGAAGACCAAGGUGUCGGAGUUGAGGGUCCCCUGGUUGACGCUGAGGGUUAUCCCCGAGCAGAUGUUAAUUUGUACACGAUCAGGGACGCGAGGCACAAUAUUUCAUGCCUACAAAAUGACCACAAAGCCAUCAUGGCAGAGAUAGAAGAAGCUCUGCACAAGCUCCACGCUAGAGAGAAAGCCAAGCGGGAAAGAGACGAGGCAGAAAGCCAGGAGGAGCUGAUGGAGGAGCAGGCCACCCUGCCUCCUCCCUUUGCUCGAGUGGAUGCUGUCACAUUCGGCUCACCUGCUUCUGGAGCUGGGCUCAAAGUAGGAGAUGAAGUCAUUGAGUUUGGCUCUGUGAACACAAACAACUUUCAGAACCUGCAGAAUAUUGCUGCAGUGGUGCAACACAGUGAAGGAAAACCUUUACGGGUCGCUGUGAUCAGAGAUGGCCAAAAGGUUCAGAUGAGCCUGACUCCACAGCGGUGGUCCGGCAGGGGCCUGCUAGGGUGUAACAUUGUUCCAGUCCAGCGAUAAUCCACACAACCGUAUUCCAGAUUUAAACCCGUGUAUCUCCUGAGUGUUUUCUACUCUGUACAGUUGGGAUCUAUUUCCAUUUUUCAGUUUCCUAAUGAAAAUCUUGAACACUUUCUCCAUACAAUGACUAAGAAUGGAAUAUGUCAAAGUUCAAGUGCUGCAGCAAAGGGGGUCACACUGAAACUAUGAUUAAGGUCUGCAUACAUUCUUCUGCACAAGUUUAAAGAGACCUGCUUUUGGAUUGAAGUUUCUUUUCUCUCGGGAGGAUGAAAGAUGGUCAUGGUUAUUAAAGAUGGGAUGCUUUAGGCAGUAAUUCUUAUUUUUCUGGUUGAAUAAAUAGUUUCCUUGAAGAAAACAAGUGAGAAACAUUUUGACUUGUAUGAAGUGAUGAUUUUUUGCAAUAAAUACAUUUUAUUCAAUCUCA
Poeciliopsis prolifica (blackstripe livebearer) is the source of this 1090-nucleotide messenger RNA. It is a transcript of the gene psmd9, whose product is annotated as proteasome 26S subunit, non-ATPase 9. Bases 28 to 666 code for a protein of 212 amino acids. Gene Ontology annotation, biological process: proteasome regulatory particle assembly. The record is from RefSeq and is a predicted model, not a curated record. Gene Ontology annotation, cellular component: nucleus; cytoplasm. Lineage: Eukaryota; Metazoa; Chordata; Actinopteri; Cyprinodontiformes; Poeciliidae. The transcript has 6 exons. Gene Ontology annotation, molecular function: protein binding.